CUCCUAUCAGACGUUACUCAACUCAGCCGUUCUAUCCGAACUAAUCCCCAAAAACAUCGGGAACGGAGCAGAAACUCAAGAAAUGGUCAAUGCAAUUUUAGCAUUUUGUGAUUGCCAAUAAAGCCUCCACUCUUGUUCACUGAGAUGAUUCCCAUGAACGUGACGUCCCCAGAGACCGACGAUGACAAUUUCAACUAUUUUCCUCACUCUCCUCCUUGUCCUCUGUGCAAUCACAGUGGCAGUUCACUCGCAUUUCCCCUCUUCAUCGGAGGGGAAUUUCGACAAGAAGCACAGGAGAGAGCAAUGCAAAGCGUGGCUAGUCCAGUCCAUUCCCACCGACAUGCCUCUUCUCCCUCACGUCGACGGCGUACUUUCUUCCGCGGAUGUCCUUGAGUGGCUAGCAGGAAAUUCCUCAAAAAGUCUUGAUAUAAUUGCCCAAUAUUGGCAGUUGAUAGCCAGUCCAUCUGAUCCUCGCUCUGGUGAUUACGGAUACUCAGAGGAUGACAUGCAAAGAUUUGGUGCAAAUGAUGGGUUGAGAGUUUUUAGUGCCUUAGAAGAUGCUGCUAAUCGCAACAUUACAGUCAGAUUUUUACAGCACUCAGGAGUAUAUCCUGAUUACACUAAAGAACCGUCUAAUCUUGCAUCGAGAAGGCCAAACGUAAAGAAUGUCACUUUGCUGCUCAGUGAUUGGUGGGAGUCUGGCAUAGUCCAUUCCAAAGUUUGGAUAUCAGAUAGCCGAGACAUUUAUAUUGGAUCAGCUAACAAUGACUGGAAAUCGCUCACUCAGGUAAAGGAACUUGGUGUGUAUCUUGUUGGUUGCUCAAAAAUAGUAAAGCAUGUUGAGAUCUACUAUAACAACCUGUGGAAACUUGCUCAACUCAAUGCUUCAGCUUAUACCACAAUGGUUUGGGAUCAACAGUGGCAGAUUAAUCGCCUGGUUCCUUGUUGGUCUCACUUCCUACAUCCUAAAGAAAGGUGCAGGUCACCUCUUCCUAAAUAUGUAUACGCCCACCAUGUAUCUGGCUAUCCAGUACUCUCAGACCCUCAGAUGUUUCGCAUGCCAAUCCAGACACCUGGAUUUAAUUCUUCAGUUGUGCAACAUGAAUACAGCUAUCUUUCCUUUGCUCCACCGGAGCUCUUGUUUGGAAAGUACCAAACAGAUGAACAAGCUUGGGUGGAUACAAUAAAAUCUGUAGGAAAUGGAGAAACAGUUAGAAUUAGCACCAUGGACUGGCUUGGUCAGUCUGGUUACACCAAACAGGCUGUCUACUGGCCUUCAAUUUCGGCAGCUAUUUCCGAGGUUGUGUUCUCCAAACAUGCACAUGUUAAGUUACUGGUUGCUUACUGGGCGCAUAACAUAAAAAACACGGAUAAGUAUCUGGAAUCACUGCUUUACUCAAACACCUUAUGCUCUUCCUCAAAAAAGAACCGCUGUACUGGCAAUGUUGAGAUCAAAUAUUACAUGGUUCCUGGAUUUAACCUCACUGGACCUGCAAUCAGCAAUGGCACUGCCACUGGCAAUAUGUAUCCUGGCUUCACUCGUGUAAAUCAUGGAAAGUACGCAGUAAGUGAUGUGCGGGCCCACAUAGGGACGAGUAACCUGCUGUGGGAUUACUUCUUUACAGAUUCAGGCGUCAGCUUUGGAACGUACAAUGCUGCCAUUGUUUCGCAGCUUCAGGAGAUCUUUGAUGCUGAUUGGAAUUCACCAUAUGCUGUGACAAUUGAGACACUGAAGCAAGGUCAUUCAUAUUCUAGUAGAUAGCCAAGAAGAUUUACAAGUCACACUGCAGCAGUCUUUAUUUUUCCUUCUCUAAUGUCUUGUACUUCAUUUCUUUUUAUAUAUUUGAUUGGAAGGUUCAUGGAAUGGAUUACUCAUUUUGUUGUCAGCGUGAGUAAUAAAAUGCACAUAGUAUCAAAUCAGAA
Messenger RNA from Cuscuta europaea, 1923 nucleotides. NCBI's taxonomy places the organism in Eukaryota, Viridiplantae, Streptophyta, Magnoliopsida, Solanales, Convolvulaceae. The record is from the annotation of a GenBank genome assembly.